This is a messenger RNA of Photinus pyralis (common eastern firefly), 1935 nucleotides long. Its product is annotated as zinc finger and BTB domain-containing protein 21-like. Gene Ontology annotation, molecular function: protein binding. Gene Ontology annotation, cellular component: nucleus. Gene Ontology annotation, biological process: regulation of transcription by RNA polymerase II. The record is from RefSeq and is a predicted model, not a curated record. NCBI's taxonomy places the organism in Eukaryota, Metazoa, Arthropoda, Insecta, Coleoptera, Lampyridae.
GCGUCGUCACAAAGUAAUUACAAAGCCAGUCCAGCCCUACCAAAGUUGAAUCCAAUUUCACCAGCUGAUAGGGAUGCAAAUGCGGAGGACGCGAGAGAUCCUUCACCACAUAUCAAGCAAGAGCAUGACGGAAGUCCACACAUCGACUCGUAUCAUUCUAUGUCGGAAGCAUUACAAACAGGCGGAAGUUUGAGUGUCCAUCCGGAAGACAUUAACGUUGGCAGCGGACACAGCUUAAAAGAUCAGUCAGAAAUGGACAGUACACCUCCUAUGACUCUUCAACAGCAGGACAUGGCCGAUACGAUAGAUGCUAGUAAUAAUGGAGGAAGAGAGCUGAUGGUUAUUGUUACUACUGAAGAACAUGAAAAAAUUGCAGUUGACCUAAAGGAAUUGAUGAAUGCGAAUUACAACUUGAAUACUCUUCUUGAAAAUAGAGGAGGCUCGGGAAGUUUUGGAAGUAGUUCAAUUGAAAUUAUAGAUUUAGAUAGUACGAUUUCAAGUUCGAUUGAGAAGGAUGCGCCGAGUAUCUCAGAAAUAUCUACUGCAAGCACAGAAAAUGUUUUGCAAGAUUUAAAUUAUGCAGAUACCACGAACAAAAGUGUAGUAAGUGAAAAAGAAAGUAAUUCUACAAAUGUGCAAGAGACUACUCCAAAUCUCCAAGGGUUAAUUCGUGUGCGCAAGGAUGUUUUAAUAAACCCAUCAGAACCGAUGGAAAUCACUAAUGACGAUGUUAUGGUAGAUGAUUCUGUUACUUGGACUGAUGCUGAUGACUAUGAAGUAGAUGUGGAAGGUGACUUUACAUGUAUAAUUAAUAAUGAACCUAUAACAAAUGAAGAUAAUGAAAAACUUUCUUCAAAAAAUAAGGAAAACAAAGCCAAAACCAAAUCCAGUAAAAAAUUCACAAAUAGAUUUCUGCCCCCGCUAACUAACUUUCAUGUAGCUACUGACAACGUGCGAACAUAUGGAAGAGGUAAAAGUAGAGAGAUGAUUGGUAAUACACACUGUACAGACGCAUUGCUCAUGAAACAAAGAAUUCUUCGAUCUAGUGCUAUUGCUUCUAAAGCUGGUAACGUGGGUACAUCUAAACAAAGCCACCCCGUUUUACCGACUGUUAAUCCGACCUCUAGGAGUCCCUGUUUUUCGAAAAAAUCAUUUGACGAUUGGGAAAGAGCUAUGGCUCCAAUAAUAUAUAAAAAGGAGCCCGAAGAGGUGGAUAGUGAUUCCUCCUUACCUAACCUCACAGUGGAAGAAAGUGCCCCACCCUUAAGAACACCGUCACCACCAUUACUUCAUAGGCAAACGAAUUUUGUCAAAAACGUUACAGUACCCAAGCGUGGACGUGGUCGACCAAAAAAAUUAUUAGCACCUGUGUUGGAUGUGGGAGUACCAUACUUAGAUAGUGUACAAAAAAAGGUGCCGUUAUUAAAUCAAAUACUAACCAGUACCCCCACACAUAAACGUAAACGUGGCAGAUCACAAAAACUCGCAGAGGAUGAUUUCAGCAUACCGCAUUUGCGUCCUGUGAGACAUUCACAAAUACGUGUUACUAGACAGGCCCCGCCUGUGUUAAGACCAAAAGUUCACAUUCCAAAUUACUUCGAAGAUAAGCAAGAAGAAAAACGAAAUGCUAUGAAUAUUAAUAAACAAGGUCGAAAAAAAAAUCCAACGUCGCCCUUAGCCACAAAGACUUAUUCAAACAGGUCGCAGCCCCUCUCCUCAAUCACUUCAAGAAGCGCGGAACAUUCUUACUCUAGUUCCGAUGUUCCCCAAAAUUCCAGUUUACGUAUUCCACCUUCACAUUUAUAUGAUUUCAAUGCCCGCCAGUGCAAGUCCGAACUUUUAGAUGACUAUGAUGAGACUGUAUAAAAUAUCGAGUAAAAUUGUUUACCUUAUUUGCGAAGUUUGGAGUUUUCGCAAAAACAGAAAAUUGAAAGU